CUGGAAGUAGUUCCGCUUUGAUAACUUAUUUUUCUUCCUCGCGUAUGUAUACAAACGUUUGAACUUUAAGCAACUGAUAUUCCUUGUUGCUGACAGAUGGUAGGUUUCUCAAAGAAAUAUCAAGGUAAGCCAUGAAAGGAAGAGAUCACAAUCGAAAGAAGUCGACGAAUGGCGCUAAAACAAGGAUCCCAUAUGAAGACCUAAGAAGGAACUGGAAAGAUGAAAGCCGUGAGUUUGUAGCUGUUCCUGCAAACGCCAUGGGUUUUGUAAUCGGCAAGAAAGGAAAUACAAUUAAAGAUAUUCAAGAGAAGACAGGUACAAGGAUCUCCCAGACUGAUAACAAGGCCACUCAGAGCGGAUUUCAUGUUUGGGGUAAUGAAGGUCAACGAGCACAAGCCAGAGAACUGAUCAAUCAAAAAGUGGUACGUGAUGGGUAAGAAACGUUAAUGAAAUAUAUUGUGGUAAAUUAGUGAGCAGAGUUUAUAGUUAAUGCCAUUUUAGUUCAUUCUUCAGUGUUGUGUUCUACGAAUAUUACAGAUCUUCUAAAUCAUGCACAUUCAAGAUGAUUGGAUACUUUGAAUUCAAAAGUAGUUGUUUUUACGACGACCAAUCAAUCAAUCAGUCAGUCAGUCGUUCGGUCCGUCGUUCGUCUGGUCAAUCAGUCAGUCAAGCAGUCAGUUUAUCUGUCCAUCUGUUUGUGUGGCUGUCGGUUGUUCAUCAGUCAGCUAGACUAAUUGCAUGGCUAUCAGUUCGUCUUUUAGUUAGUCCUGCAGUACGUCGGUCUGUUAGUCAGUCGGCUGGUCGGUCAGACAGUCAGUCUAUUUGUCUGUCGACGUGUGUCUCUCUGACAGUAAAAUAUCUUUUGCUCACACUGAACUCAAUUUGCUGCAUGUUUGUCUGUCUGCCGUCUGUCCGUCUAUCUGUCUCGUCAGAAAGUCUCGCAGUAAAAAAAAACUGGAUCAUUGAAUAAUGCAAUUCAUGAGAGUUUUCAUUGGCUUAGCUAUCAUGGUAG
Orbicella faveolata is the source of this 1012-nucleotide messenger RNA. RefSeq lists its product as uncharacterized. Lineage: Eukaryota; Metazoa; Cnidaria; Anthozoa; Scleractinia; Merulinidae. The record is from RefSeq and is a predicted model, not a curated record. Gene Ontology annotation, molecular function: RNA binding.